CUGCAAUGUCACUGCAUUUUUUGUUCUUCUCAAAUAAUGGCCGCUUGUUAAAAUAUCUUACUUUCUUUAUUGUUUGCCAAAGAUUCAGAAGUGGAAACUCCAUCUGUGACUAUUGUGUAUCUAUUUCGUUACAAAAAACACCCCGUGAACACUAUUAAGUAUUUUGAAGUGAAAUAGAUUCGUCGGAUUGUGAAAAAUUUUGAUCUGAAUUGCGCGAGGGAACAUUUUUUCACGUUUUUUUCAUCCAAAGAAAACGUAUCUCCCCCGGAAAAAUUGCGUAUAAACUGAUAGAAAAGAAGGAUUUUAUAGAAGUGUUGCAGGAAAAGAUCUACAGUUUUUGAAAAUCAUCAAGAAACCCUUCUUGUACUUCUCAUACCCCCCAAAAUAUCCAGAGCCUCUGCAUAAGGAGAAUUUCACAAGAGAGGAACUGCUGAGCACAUUGAGAAAUGAUGCAUCACAACAGCCACCCAUCGCAUCAUCCGCACAUGCAUCCUCAGAUGCAUCCCAGUCUCCAGCAACAACAUCCACCGCAGCAUUUGGGCCAGCAGAUGCCACCCCAUCACAUGCCACCCAAUAUGAAUCAUCAUUCAGCUGCCGGAUCGCACCAUGGCUUCCCACGCGACCAGAUGAAUAGACUGGGACACCAUCAGAGGAUUAAUCACCAUCAAAUCCAUCCCAAUCAUGUAAGAGUGCCAAAGCAGGGAUCACAGCACAAUUCUCUAAUAAUGGCACAACAGACGCAAAUGAAACAACAGCCACAGAAUACUCCAGCUGGGCAUAUGAGUGGUGGUGCUAGUGGGGCUCCUCAGAUAGCACAACAUCAUCCCCAGCCGAAGAAGCAGCAGCAGCAGAAACCACAAUUGCAAGUUCCACAGAAUCAAAAUUCUCAAUCAUCACAGAGACAUUUGCAGGCUAUUGAUACCAAGCCAAGUCCAUCAACAACUAAUACACCACAAAAUGGACCAAAUAUUCCAACAGUGUCUGCUGUUUCGGCGACUUCGGUAGCGACGUCGCUGGAGAGCAAACCCAAAAUUGAGAUAUCUGGUCCUGAAGAUACUUCAAAGGAGAAAUCACAACAGUCUGCAACAUGUGAAACCUUGGCAAACAUUAAAGAGAAAACUCCAAUGUGUCUUGUAAAUGAACUAGCACGACACAAUAAGAUACAACAUCAAUAUCGACUAACUGGGGAGCAGGGUCCAGCUCACAAGAAAAAAUUCACCGUGAUAUUGAAAUUGGGCGAAGAGGAGUACACAGCUGAGGGUCCGAGUAUAAAGAAGGCUCAGCAUUCGGCUGCAGCUCAGGCCAUCAGUACCACAAAAUACAAGCAUCCACCUACAAAGACAAAUCGUAUUCGCGGUGCGAGUAAGAUCAAUGAGAGUCAUGUGGGUAAUAUUACGCCAACAGUUGAGCUCAAUGCGCUGGCCAUGAAACGCGGUGAGCAGACGAUUUAUGUGACUGAGCAUCCUGCCAAGGGGCUCAAUGGUAUGCAACCGCCACCUUAUGGACAAUCCGGUGCCAAUGGCGUUGCGGGCAAUUUUGUACCAUCGCAUCACCUCAAUCCACAUGCAUCCAACUACAAUCAUCCACCAUCGUAUGGAAAUUACCAGAAUCGGAAUAUGCCCAACAUGUACCCGCAACAGAUGUCACGGUAUCAUGGGUACGACAAGAGGCCAAUGGGCAGGGGAGGCUUUCCACAGCGCAAUGCACCAGCAAUGCCACAAGGAGGGGGCGGCUUUUGCAGUGGGGGAAACAACUUUGAGCCAUAUCGAGUGACAUUGACAGUGGGCGAGAGGAAAUUUGUCGGCGUGGGAGCAACGCAACAGGCUGCAAGGCAUGAUGCUGCUGCCAGAGCUCUAGAAGUAUUGAAACCUAUUACAAGUGAUACGACAAAUCAAGAUCUAUCGCUUGUAGAGGAUAUCAAUUCUGAACUGAAAUCGCCCAUAUCGCUAGUGCAUGAAAUGGCAUUGAAAAGGAAUCUCGCUGUGGCAUUUGAGGUGAAAACUGAAAAAGGGCCACCACACAUGAAGAUCUUUAUCACAAUUUGCACCGUGGGAACAAUUAAGACUGAAGGAGAAGGAAAUGGAAAGAAGAUAUCGAAGAAACGAGCAGCAGAGGCAAUGUUGGAAGAAUUGAAAAAAUUGCCGCCAAUUUCACCAACUCAGCGAAUCAUUAAGCAGAAGAGGAAACCACAAGAUGUUGUGAAGAAAAAAUCGCGAAAUUUGAUAAAGGAGAAAGAUGAUCCAGAGUAUCAUGCUGAAGUGAAUCCGAUAUCGAAAUUGAUCCAGAUACAGCAAGCGAAGAAGGAGAAAGAGCCAAUUUAUACAUUGGCAGAAGAACGUGGUGUUCCACGGAGGCGGGAAUUUGUCAUUGAAGUGGCUGCCAGUGGAUAUUCAGCUGUUGGAGUGGGCUCCAAUAAGAAAGUGGCCAAGAGACUUGCAGCUGAGAAUUUGCUGGCACUCAUGGGUUUUGCUGCAAAUGGCAAGGAUAAGAUCAAUGGGGAGAGCACUGAAGGUAGUGCUACUGGAAAUUCAAAUCCGGAGAAGCCGAAGAAGGUUUCAUUUCAGGAUCAGAAUGACACCGCACCAGCCUCAACGGUGAAUCACGGUGGCAGUGCUGGAAGGCAACUUGUACCAGGACUUUUGUUGAUGCAACAAAAAGAUGCACCAACAAGUGCAAAAGGUGACAGGGGAAAGAAUCAUGUUCUCAAUCCACAGACAACGGCUGCCAUUGCCAAGGAAUUCCUCACUGGAGGAACAUCCCCAACUGCUGAUGCCCUCAACAAGAACGAUUCCCAGACGACUAAAACAAUCAACAAUAAUGUGAACAGUGAGAAAUCCGGAGAGGCCAAAUCACCAGCAGCCACUGAUGGAAUUCGACCCAAGGAUCAACUGCUCUACCUGGCAGAAUUAAUUGGAUUUACCGCUCAAUUUUCGGACUUUCCCAAGGGGAAUCACGGUGAAUUUUUGACACUGAUCACACUGUCUACGGAUCCGCCACAAUUGUGCCAUGGUUCUGGCAAUAGCAUAGAAGCAUCGCACGAUCAGGCAUCCACCGAGAUGAUGUUGAUGCUCAGUAAACUCGGCUUGGACAAUGUUCAUCCCGUCAAUACACAAUCCACAUCAACGCCAACGGUUGAUGAAAAGAAACCCAAACCAUUUAUCAGUUUGAAGAAGUAAUUCUCAAGUAAUGUCUAUUUUCUUUUCUCUGUUGUAAGUAUUUACAAAGUGUUUUUGCCAUCUUACAGUCACAAAUCAAUCUGUUCUUUCUUUUCUGUACAGAUCAAUUUUUUUUUGGAUUAUGUUCUUUUUUGUUAAAAAAAAAUAGUGUUGAACACUUUAUUUUUCAGUUGUGAAUUAUAUUCCGGAGCAAAAGACCCAAGUAAGAAUUUCUCGCUCUUUUUUUGUUCAAUUUUUGAUUUAAGAAUAAAAUGGAAUAUAUAUAUUUUUUUGAAAUAGACAGGAAUAUGCAAUAAAAUUAUCAAAAUAUUUAAUUAGUCCUAUGACAAGAUUUCUGUGCAACAAAUCAUUUUUUUUUCCUUGUUUUAACUAGUUGGGUAAUUUUUUUUAUUAACUUACUGAAGUGGAGUAAUCUGAAUUAUUUAAGAUCAUCAAUGACGGAAUCAUCGUAAAUAUUUUCCUAUGAAGAAAAUAGGCUGCAUUGAAUGGGAAAGUUUCAAUUUGAGAAUUAUUUCGAAAAAGUUUCUCCAGAAUUGAAACAAAAAGUAUUAAUUUUUCACUAACAAAAAAAAAACAAACUAUUUUCAGCACUUAAAUCUAAUUGAAAUUCUGUGGGAAACUAAAGAAAUAUCUCAAUUUGUUCGUAAGAGAUUCUUCUUGGAUAAACCUUCAAAGCAUUAUUUUCUGAGAAAAUAAAUCUCUUAUGGUCUAUAAUACCAUUGCAGUGUUAUUGAUUUAUGAGAUUAUUUUGUGGGAGUGAAACUUUUAAACGAUUUUUAACACGCGGCGAUUAAAAGUAGAAGAAAUCCCUCUAUUAAUUUAAUAGACAUAAUGUGUUAAUAGUGAAUAUAUUAAAAAAAAUACACAAUAAAUUUCAAAUAAAUAUAAUACGAAAGAUAAAUGGAAGAUUUCCCCAUAAAAUGAACUUUAAGAAAAUUUCACAAUCUUCUUUAUGGACAUUUCCUUUAUUAAUUAAUUACAGGAGAUUGUCAAUUAUUUCUUUAAUUUCAUUAUUUUCCACUUAUAAAGAGAGUUCAGAACGUGUGUUAUCAAAAAAAAAACUUGUUUUAAAGUAAUUCGUGCUCUUUUAUUUUGGAGAGAUCAAUAAAAAGUGGAAUGAUGUGAGAUUAUGGCGCAAAUUCUGUAAUAAAGGCUAAAGAAAAAUCUUCAGAAAGUUAGGUUAUGUUGAGGCUAACCUCAAAUAUCCUGGAUAUAUUUUAAAUAGUAAUAAUUCUAAAUUUUUCAACGGGAUAGCAAUUUUAUAACCAAUUUCGCUCUUAGAAAAGGAAAUAAAGCGGAUUGGAGAAGUUAGUAGGAUUUUCAAACACUACUUCAAAGUUUUAACCUAAAAAAUUCAACCAUUUGAUGAGGUUAUUUCGAGAAUUGUUCAAUAUUAAAGCAAAAACAAAGUAUACAUCUUCAACACGGUCUUAUUAUUUUUAAAAAUGCUGCAUAACAAUAAAUUAAAAAAAAAAGAUUUUAAAAAGACCUGAUUUUUUUUAUUAAAAGCCCAUUGAGACUUGAAAUUUAGGUACCUUAUUUUCUGCUUGCAGCUUAGAAAAUAGGUAAUGGAAAGUGCCAAGGUUCGUACGAUCAAAAGCUUUGCAAUGACUAAAUAAAAAAAAUGAAAAAAAAAUAGUAAUUAUAAAGCUUGGCGUGGUACAAAACAUGGGCACUUUCCCUUAUCUUCAGAAAAAAAUUAAACCUUUAUUUUGAAUCCCGUAUAAUACCUCGUCCAAAAAGAUUUUUAGGUUAGGAUUUUGGGGUUACAAUUUGACGCAUAGGUUAAUAUCAGAAUAAAAAUAUACCGAUAAACUUUAUACACUAACUUACUUAAUUACCGAUAUAAUUCCCGUCUAAAUUGGAAUUCUAAUUUCUCCUCUAAAUAUAUUAAAAAGAUUUUUAGGUUAGACCUAACAUAACCUCACUUCGUAAGGGAGAACAACUUUAGCCAAAAUCGAGAAUUAGCGACAAUGUAUAAAAAAAAAUAUUGGCCAAUAUUUAUUUGAACUGUUAAAUAGGCUUUAUUUAAUUGCUAAUGAGUUCCUUUCACAAAUCGAGUGAAAUAUAGAUGUGUAUAAAGGAAAUGUCAUAAGAUAAUUUAUUAAAAAAAAAGAAAAAAAAACAAUAAGAGAAAUAGGAAUCAUCAUAAAUGUUGAAGGAGAAUAUCUGUGUAAAAAAAUAUCUACAAGAAAAAAAUAUCUCACAAUUUUCUCUAUUUGAUUUUUUUGUCAAGUUACUAUAUUUUUAUCCUAAAUAUCCUUAAGUGUAGAUAAAUCUGUCCCGUAUCUCUGAAUUACUAAAAAAAAACUCUAAUUGAAAUUAAAAAUAAAUUACCGGGAUACGACAUUUUUUUUAGAUCUAUACAAUAGAUUUCAUUUCUUUCGAAAAAAUAUAGAAAUAUUUUUGAAAAUUUUCCCAAAAAUUCCUUUUGUAGAAACUACGACAAAAUAUUUCUUUUCCAAUAUUUGAAGUAAAAAAAAAUAAAUAAAGUUAUUGUUGAACAUACAAAAUAAAAGAAGAAAAAAGUAUAAUAAUUUGAUAUAAGAAAAUGAAAAAGAAAAUGUAAAAACAUUUGUUGAUUUCAUUUCGUUUACAAUAUGAAAUAUUUUCCUAACAUCAAGUUUAUGUGUCUAAGAGCGGGGUACAGACAGAUAAAUUAUUCUAAUAAUAAAAUACUUUCUUUUUCUUUCCAAUGAAAAGCAACACCUUGAAAAUUGAAAGUAUAGUAAUAAAAGUAUAUUAUUAAAAAAUAUAUCUUCUAAGGCGCUACGCACAGAGAUUUUUCGCAUAAAAAGAUAGGACGACAAAUCCUUUUUAUUCUGCUACAAAGGCAAUUGAAAUAGUAGAGAAGCCAAUACAAACAAAUUAAAUUUCAGAGGAUUUCUAUGCGAAAAAUCUCCGUGUGGAACCUAAUUAAUAAUGAUGUAAUACAAACACCUCUAUUCAUUUUUAAAAUCAUAUUUUGCGAUGCUUUACAAUUUUCCCUCUUGGGUAGAAAAUUGUGUAAAAAUUUGUUAAAUCUGACAUUUUUUAACCAUGAGUCUGCUGCUGUUCUUUUUUACACAAUCUUCUCUCCAUGAAAUUAAAUCAUAUACAUAUGUGUUUGUGUAUAUAUAAAGAAAAAAAAAACAAAUGAAAUCAAUAAAAGUAUGUUAGUAAUUGUAUUAACAAAA
Messenger RNA from Phlebotomus papatasi, 6352 nucleotides. It is a transcript of the gene stau, whose product is annotated as double-stranded RNA-binding protein Staufen homolog 2. Lineage: Eukaryota; Metazoa; Arthropoda; Insecta; Diptera; Psychodidae. The coding region runs from base 447 to 3176 and encodes 909 amino acids. The transcript is spliced from 8 exons. The record is from RefSeq and is a predicted model, not a curated record.